Molecule: messenger RNA, 216 nt
Organism: Mesorhabditis spiculigera
Lineage: Eukaryota; Metazoa; Nematoda; Chromadorea; Rhabditida; Rhabditidae
Source: the annotation of a GenBank genome assembly
AUGGUCUCCGCCUACUCCGCCAUCAUCCUCGCCGCUAUUGGCAUCAGCCUCGCUUCUGCCUGCACCGACACCAACACCAACUGCGCCAACUGGAGCAAGAACGGCUUCUGCACCAGCAGCUUCUACACGCCCGCCCAAAAGUCGCAGUACUGCCCGUCGACUUGCAAUCUCUGCGGCAGCGUGACAGGAAGCACCUGCAGCGACAGCAACGCCAAG